Mesocricetus auratus (golden hamster) is the source of this 1404-nucleotide messenger RNA. It is a transcript of the gene Il15ra, whose product is annotated as interleukin 15 receptor subunit alpha. Gene Ontology annotation, biological process: interleukin-15-mediated signaling pathway. The coding region runs from base 128 to 925 and encodes 265 amino acids. Gene Ontology annotation, cellular component: plasma membrane. Gene Ontology annotation, molecular function: interleukin-15 receptor activity. NCBI's taxonomy places the organism in Eukaryota, Metazoa, Chordata, Mammalia, Rodentia, Cricetidae. The record is from RefSeq and is a predicted model, not a curated record. The transcript has 7 exons.
CCGGGGGCUAAAGCAAAAGCGAAAGCGAAUGCUCCUGGCUGCCGGCUGGUCCUGGAGCUGAGCUCGCCACCUCCCUGAGACCCCAGCCUUGCGUCCCGGUGGGACACUGCUGAGGGACGGAUCGGCCAUGACUUCGCGGCAGCUCCGGGGCUGUGGAGUCCACGCCCUCCAGGUGUUGCUGCUACUGCUGCUGCUGUUGCUCCCGCUGAGGGUGAUGCCGGGUACCACAUGCCCAACCCCCAUAUCUGUUGAACAUGCAAACAUCCAGGUCAAGAAUUACAGCGUGAACUCCAGGGAGAGGUAUGUCUGUAAUUCUGGUUUCAAACGGAAAGCUGGCACAUCCUCACUGACCGAGUGUGUGAUUAACAAGAACACAAAUACUGCCCACUGGACAACUCCUAACCUCAAAUGCAUCAGAGACCCCUCCCUGGCUCACCAGAGUCCAGUGUUACCUUCCACAGUAGUGACGACAAAGGUGACCCCACAGCCAGAGAGCCCCUCCUCCCCUCCUGAAAAAGAGCCAGAAACUGUAUCUCCCAAAUCAGAUACCACAUUGGCCACAGAGACAGCUAUUGUGCCAGGCAACCGGCUGACGCCACCCCAAUCAACUUCUGCAGGAACCACAGGGACAGGCAGUCAUGAGUUCUCCCGAGGCCCAUCUCUUGCAGCAACAAUGACCUUGGAGCCUACGGCCUCCACUUCCCUCAGGAUACCAGAGAUUUCUCCAAACAGCUCCAAAAUGACCAGAGUGGCCAUCUCCACAUCGGUCCUGGCCCUCCUGGUUGGUGCAGGAGUUGUGUCUCUCCUUGCCUGGUACAUCAGAUCAAGGCAAACUUCUCAGCCACGUGGUGUUGAGAUGGAAACCAUGGAAGCAGUGCCAAUGACUGUGAGCCCCAGUAGCAAUGAGGACGACACAGAAGCCUAACCACAUAACCUCUAAAACUCAGGGAAACCUGCAAAACUGAGUCUAAAAAGAAGACGUGAAGCCAGCUCUAGGUUAGCUAAGGAGCACCAGGACACAGGGAGCUGGGUACCAGGAGAAAGCUCGCCAUGAUAAUAUAAGGUCUGGGUGCCUCCCGUGUGCACACCUGAAUUCUCUGGCAUCUGGAAGGAUAGCAUCCUUCCACCUGCUCAGUGCAGAGACGAUUAUCCCAAAGUGCAAGCAGCCUGAGCUCUCCUGGCAGACUGUCCUGGCAGACCCUCGUGGUUCUCCAAAGAAGCAUCUAACUUCACUUCAACAUCGAUUCAAAAUAGCUUAUCAGAUAGGCCAGUGGGUCUCAAUAUAUGUGUCAUGACCCCUUUGGGGGAUGUCAAACGACCCUUUCACAGGGGUCAAAUAUCAGACAUCCUUCAUAUCAGAUAUUUACAUUACGAUUCAUAAUUACAGCAGCAAAAUUGCAAUUA